AUGAAAUUCCGUAACUUAUAUUGGUAUGGCCGAAUAGGUAUUGGCACACCCACACAAUAUUUUACUGUUAUUUUUGAUACUGGUUCGCCCACAUUAUGGGUUCCAUCAGUCAACUGUCCUCGCUCUUUAUGUUAUGAUAGAAAUUUAUAUAAUUCUUUGAAUUCAUCAACAUAUAAAACAAACGGUAAAUAUUUCCGAAUUGAUUAUGCUGAUCGAGAUUAUGCAAACGGAAUUUAUGUGAGCGACACAGUAACUAUUGGUUCAUUAUCUAUUAAAAAUCAAUUAUUUGGUCAAGCUGAUGAUACCAGAUUUCUUGAAACAGAUAAAUAUGAUGGUCUUCUAGGUCUAUCCUGUUCAACAUCUGAUAUACGUUUAUCAUUAUGCCAUAAUAUGUGGAAGCAAAAUUUAAUUGAAAAGCCAAUAUUUUCAUUUUACUUUAAUGCGAAUUACACAGCAGAAGACGAUAACGAAUUAAUAUUUGGUGGUAUUGAUCAAACAAAAUAUGAAGGCACAAUAACAUGGGUUAAUAUUAUUCAUGGACAAAAAGAUUGGGAAUUCUUGAUGGAUAGUAUAAAUAUAGGUGAUAAAAGUAUAUGUUCAAAAUGUUAUGCUAUAGCUGACACAGGAACAACAUUUAUCGUUGGUCCUUCGAUCGAAAUACGUAAAAUUAAUAAAUUUAUUGGUUCUGAAUAUGAUUAUCGCAGAGGGCUUUACACCAUUCAAUGUAAUUAUUCAACUCAUUUACUACCCGUUCAAUUUCAAAUCAAUGAGCGAAUAUUUCAAUUACAACCAAAUCAAUAUUUAAUACCUUUGAAAAAUAAUGUAAAUGUAUGUGUGAGUGUAUUUGUAUCAAUAUUUUAUGAUCUAACAGAUUCACAUAGAAAUUCAUUAUGGAUAUUAGGCGAUGCGUUUUUAACUCGAUAUUAUUCAAUAUUUGAUUUAGAACAUAAACGGUUAGGUUUUGCUAAAUCAAUAUCAUACGAUCAAAAACAAAUGUGUUUUGAUUCAUUGUAUAAUGACGAUUCAACAACAACAAUAACAACCGAAGACGAUUCAUACCCAUUAGACGAUGAAUAUGCCAAUGAUGGUCGAUCGACAACUGAAAUGUAUAGUGAUGUUUAUGAAGAUGACUAUAAUGUUAACAUUCAAAUAGAACGUCUGAAUAACAAAAAAACUGAGCGGUAUUCUAUUGAAACAUUUGAAAGACCGUUAGAGAAAAUUCUACAAAUAGCGUAUGAUGGUAUGGAUUGUGCGGCUUCGAGUGGCUAA
Messenger RNA from Didymodactylos carnosus, 1269 nucleotides. The record is from the annotation of a GenBank genome assembly. Lineage: Eukaryota; Metazoa; Rotifera; Eurotatoria; Philodinida; Philodinidae.